UGCCAGAAAAGAACGUAUUCUCCCCUUAGCCCUAUUCUAAUUUUUAUGUGAGUGAAUCUAAACUGCUGAGGAAGACCAUAUGUGAUUGUUAAAUUAUAUAUAUAUAUAUAUUUUUACUCCGCACAAUGCUUAUUCUUCUACAUCCAUAGAUGCUUGAGAAGCUGUGUUUUUGUCAUUCAUGUACAUUUUCCUUUGGAAAAAGAAAGCGCCUAUUUUACUAACCAAAGACUUGAUUUUUACCCUCCUCGUUUGUAUUCCCUCCUAGAAAUAAGCCCAGUUGGAUUCAUGUCAACGUUUUAAGAGAUUUUUUUUUUUUUAGGUUUUUCUUUGUCUUUCAGAGACCAGAAUUACAAAUCAAAACUAUUUAGGGUGAUAAGCUGCGAUCUUUGAGCUAGCUAUAAAUAAGACAUUUCAAACAAACAACUUCAAUUUGGAGUAGAGAAUACAAAGGCGUGAGACAUCAGGUUGUCAUUUUUUAUCGUAAGAUUCUGCUCCUAAAAAAAAUAAAUGGGGGAUUACGGGUUUGGAGUGCUAGUGCAAAGCAAUACUGGGAAUAAAUCUGCUUUUCCAGUCCGGUUCCAUCCACAUCUGCAGCCUCCGCACCAUCACCAAAAUGCCACCCCCAGCCCUGCCGCUUUCAUAAAUAAUAACACAGCUGCCAACGGCAGCAGUGCCGGGUCAGCUUGGCUCUUUCCUGCUCCGGCCACCCACAACAUUCAGGAUGAGAUCCUGGGGUCAGAAAAAGCAAAAAGUCAGCAACAGGAACAGCAAGACCCUUUGGAAAAGCAGCAGCUGUCCCCGAGUCCCGGGCAGGAAGCCGGAAUCCUGCCUGAAACUGAGAAGGCAAAAUCCGAAGAAAAUCAAGGGGACAACUCUUCAGAAAACGGCAGUGGGAAGGAGAAAAUCAGAAUCGAAUCGCCAGUGUUGACGGGGUUUGAUUAUCAAGAAGCCGCGGGGCUAGGUACUUCCACUCAACCCUUGACAUCCAGUGCAUCGUCUCUUACUGGUUUCAGUAACUGGUCAGCGGCCAUCGCGCCUUCUUCGUCUACAAUCAUCAACGAAGAUGCCAGUUUCUUUCACCAGGGAGGGGUCCCGGCUGCUUCGGCUAAUAACGGUGCUCUGUUGUUUCAAAAUUUUCCCCAUCAUGUCAGCCCUGGCUUCGGAGGCAGCUUCUCCCCGCAGAUCGGGCCUCUGUCACAGCACCACCCUCAUCACCCUCAUUUCCAGCAUCCUCACAGCCAGCAUCAGCAGCAAAGGAGGUCUCCUGCCAGUCCCCACCCCCCACCUUUCACACAUAGAAAUGCUGCUUUUAACCAGCUGCCUCAUUUGGCGAAUAAUCUUAACAAACCCCCCUCUCCGUGGAGCAGCUACCAGAGUCCCUCUCCUACUCCCUCUUCUUCCUGGAGCCCGGGAGGUGGCGGAUAUGGUGGCUGGGGAGGUUCCCAAGGCCGUGAUCACCGCAGAGGGCUGAAUGGAGGAAUAACACCCCUGAACUCCAUCUCGCCUUUGAAGAAAAAUUUUGCAAGCAAUCAUAUUCAGCUCCAGAAGUACGCUCGCCCCAGCUCUGCCUUUGCUCCUAAGUCCUGGAUGGAAGACAGCUUGAACAGGGCUGACAACAUUUUUCCUUUUCCGGACCGCCCCAGGACAUUUGACAUGCACUCCCUGGAGAGUUCACUCAUUGACAUAAUGAGAGCCGAAAACGAUUCGAUUAAAGGUCGUCUAAACUAUUCAUAUCCAGGAUCCGAUAGCUCUCUGCUUAUUAAUGCAAGGACAUAUGGGCGAAGGAGAGGUCAGUCUUCACUGUUUCCAAUGGAAGAUGGAUUCUUGGAUGAUGGCCGUGGGGAGCAACCGCUGCAUAGUGGCCUGGGCUCACCUCACUGCUUCACUCACCAGAAUGGAGAAAGAGUGGAACGCUAUUCUCGCAAGGUGUUCGUGGGCGGGUUGCCUCCUGACAUCGAUGAAGAUGAAAUCACAGCUAGUUUUCGUCGCUUUGGCCCCUUGAUUGUGGACUGGCCUCAUAAAGCAGAGAGCAAGUCCUAUUUUCCUCCUAAAGGCUAUGCAUUUCUGCUGUUUCAAGAUGAGAGCUCUGUGCAGGCGCUCAUCGAUGCAUGCAUUGAAGAAGACGGAAAACUCUACCUGUGUGUGUCAAGCCCCACCAUCAAAGAUAAGCCAGUACAGAUUCGGCCUUGGAAUCUCAGUGACAGUGACUUUGUGAUGGAUGGUUCACAGCCUCUCGACCCACGAAAAACUAUAUUCGUUGGUGGUGUUCCUCGACCAUUACGAGCUGUGGAGCUUGCCAUGAUCAUGGAUCGCCUGUAUGGAGGUGUGUGCUAUGCUGGCAUCGACACCGACCCUGAGCUGAAGUACCCAAAAGGAGCCGGGCGGGUCGCAUUCUCUAAUCAACAGAGUUACAUAGCUGCUAUCAGUGCCCGCUUUGUUCAGCUGCAGCACGGAGAGAUAGAUAAACGGGUGGAAGUGAAGCCAUAUGUCUUGGACGAUCAGCUGUGUGACGAAUGUCAGGGGGCCCGUUGCGGGGGCAAAUUCGCUCCGUUUUUCUGUGCUAACGUUACCUGUCUGCAGUAUUACUGUGAGUAUUGCUGGGCUGCUAUUCACUCUCGUGCCGGCAGGGAGUUCCACAAGCCCCUGGUGAAGGAAGGCGGUGACCGUCCUCGACAUAUUUCAUUCCGCUGGAACUGAAGGACAACUGCAUUGCUCAUUUUCGGGCCUCACGACAAGUGCGCUCUUCUGUUAAUUCUGCCCCCUUCCUCAUCCUCUUCACGCUGGCAUGCCCUUCCGUAGCAGUCCGUAACAGUAGUCUAAUGAAAAGAACGACCUAUCAUAGAGGUGUUUUGUAGAUUCCCGUGUCACCGAGAACCACACGUAGGAGCUCCUUUUUCAUGUUGCCCUCAUGGCGCGUGGAAGUUUCCUUCUCUUGUUUGGCGUGAGAACAAGAGGAGGCCAACUUCCUGCCACGUUUUCUUAGAGGAGAGAGAAAUAUUAAAAGAGAAAUGAAACAAUAGAGUAUUUUGGGUUUUUAAUUAAGUGAUUGUUAAUAAUAUAACCUAUAAGAAUACUUUUAUUAAAAUAGUGAUGCAACGGUAACACUAUCGGUCUGUGCUGACGCUGUGUCCCCCACGAAAUGCCUCUGCCUUUUUCUUCCUUUUUGGCCUCUCUCUUUUUCCAUCCCCCUUUCUAUUCUUUUAACAGCAGCGGAGGGAGUUAACAGUCAUUAACAGGAAAGAGCAUGUUAAAGCAAACACAAAUGCAUGAGCGAGACUGAAGCAGCAUUAGAACUCGUUUUAAGGGGUUCGAGGCCGAAUAUAAUUUCGUUCUGCCUCGGUGACUACCACAUCAGAAAAAGAAAAAAAAAAAAAAACUAGUAAAAUAGGCAGAGCUAGGUUUAUUUUCUUUUAAACACUUUUAAAAAUUUAGAAUGUAAAAAUUGGGGUAAUUUACCGCUGAGGGGAGUGCACUUAUUUAUUUUUAAAAUCACUUAUCUGGUCACAGCCCCAGGAAAACCUACCAAAGCUAGAAUUAAUGACAACUGGUGGGAAAAUUAGCGUUCCCUCCCCUGAAGAACAAAUGUAUAAAUUUUAUUUUUGAUGUUAUAUAUAAACUCUAUAUCCUAAUUUACUAACACUCAUCAGGUGUCAGCCUUUGCUCUCCAUUUUGACGUAAAAAAACAAACAAACAAACAAACAAACAGCUCUAGAGAUACCUCGAGGAUAUUGUUUUUGAUUUUACGUUUUCGUUCUUGUAGCCAAAACUGGAAGACAAAAAUCAACAUACAAAUUGGCUGCCGAUUGGCUUCCUUUUCGAUGAAAAGUUACUUUGGGUCUCCUGUAAUUUAGCUGUAACAUAGAAAGUGAAAAAAAAAAAGUUUUUAAAAAAAAGUUAAGUAGUCGCAAAGUGUUUUGCACCGUUGAACUAAGUAACUGUGUAAAUCUGUGCAAAGGUACGUAUGUUUAUCUUACUCUUCCUAUAAAAUAAAAUAACAUUACAGUUUCAGAACUUAGCAUGGGACAUAGUGUUUGAAGUGCCAACUUCAUCAAGUAAUGCAUGCUUUAUUAUAAAUACAAUUCUAGCUUCGAAAGGCGUUAUUAUGUGCUGAACAGUAUGCUUCAGGGGUAAAUUUAAAAUAGUCUCUUGAAGCCCUGGUCGUGGAAAUAACUUUUAUUUUAAUUGACUUUCUCUCGAAAUGCCCUAUCCACCAUUCAAAGGAUUAUUAUCAGUGUGCAAAACAUCAAAAAAAAAACAAAAGCUAACGGCGACCUUGCUAGUUGUGCUGCCUAACGGUACCGUCUUGGAUCCUUCAAAACCAAAGACUUGCCCCAGCUCUAGGGUGGAACCACCUGGCUGACGACCCCA
Pteropus alecto (black flying fox) is the source of this 4368-nucleotide messenger RNA. RefSeq names its product cytoplasmic polyadenylation element binding protein 4 (gene CPEB4). The coding region runs from base 508 to 2697 and encodes 729 amino acids. Gene Ontology annotation, biological process: negative regulation of cytoplasmic translation. Gene Ontology annotation, molecular function: mRNA regulatory element binding translation repressor activity; ribosome binding; translation factor activity, RNA binding. Gene Ontology annotation, cellular component: neuron projection; synapse; cytoplasm. Lineage: Eukaryota; Metazoa; Chordata; Mammalia; Chiroptera; Pteropodidae. The record is from RefSeq and is a predicted model, not a curated record. The transcript has 10 exons.